AGCUGCGCCGCCUGGCCUCCAUCCUCGUCAGCGACUGGAUGGGCGUCAUCCGCUCCCAGAGCAGCACCCAGCCCACCGGUGAGUCCCCCCCCCAACGAGAUAAAAAGAAGCGAAAAGAGGAAAACAAAAGCAAAACGCCCGUCCAAGAGAAACCCCAAGAAGCCAAAACCGAGGCUAAAACCGAGGAGGUACCAGAGAAGAAGCGGGAGAAACCCAAAUCCCUGCGCACCACCGCUCCCAGCCACGCCAAAUUCCGCUCUACCGGGCUGGAAAUGGAGACGCCUUCCUUGGUGCCCGUGAAGAAAAUGAACUCGUCUUCGACCACCGAUAAAUACAGUCUGAAACCGAUGCCCAUAAAGAGGCAGAAGUGA
Molecule: messenger RNA, 371 nt
Organism: Nipponia nippon (crested ibis)
Lineage: Eukaryota; Metazoa; Chordata; Aves; Pelecaniformes; Threskiornithidae
Source: RefSeq, a predicted model, not a curated record